GGAAGGGCAGACUGAUUAAGCCGGUCAUUGACAGAAAUGGAAACAGAGACCGGAGAAAUCGAAGAAAAACACAACGAAGCCAAAGCGUCUCCGUCUGGCCCGAAUCCGACCCAGAAAACUGUAAGGACGAAGGUACCGGAAGUGGAGAUUCAUCUCUACAGACGGGGCAAGGGUCCAAUUGACGUGUUCAAGUCGAGUUUAGGAGGUUGGGACCAGGACCAGCUCGAGGUCCGGGACAUACUCGACAAAUAUGGUUUCAAGUCAAUCCACGCUUUCAAUCCCCAGUCGGGUCGUGGGGCGCCGAUUCGGUUUAACCCAAGGAAUGGGAGGUCAGUUCUUGGUUAUAAAGAUGGAUCGGUUGCUUAUAUCGACGGAGAACCGAAGGAUUCUUUGAUCAAACCCAUUACCAGAAUCUUGUUUGGCAUAGCAGUUAUAACCAUUUUGAUAGCCCUGGUUAUGAAGGAAACUCCGGAAUGGAUGAAGAAAUUAAACAUUCUUGGUGGGGACUUUCCGCCCUGGAUCUUGGCAUGCAUGGUCAUCGUAUUUACCCGCAUGAGGAAGAGAACUAGAGACUUUUUUAAAGCGCGCGGGUGGUGAAACUUGACAUUUUUAUAUUUGGGUUGUGUAGGAGUGAUGAGUUCGCCAUUCCCUGUAGCUUCUGCGAUCCAACUAUUGUCGAGUCCACAUUUUGCAUUUGAUAAAAAGAUGUUUCCAUUAAAAAGCAAGCUGCCAUUUGGAAGGCUUAGCUGCUCGGCUCAGCAACAAUUAUCUAUCUAUCAUGGUGGAGUAACAUAUAUAUUGAUUUUGUCUUCAUAAUUUUUGAUAAUUUUACAAAGUAUGUAUUUUUACAAUGUUUUUCUAUUUUUGAUAAAACGACAUCGUACUUUUAUAUGUUAAAUCUUAAAAAUCAAUUAAUUA
This is a messenger RNA of Carica papaya (papaya), 918 nucleotides long. Its product is annotated as WD repeat protein. The record is from RefSeq and is a predicted model, not a curated record. NCBI's taxonomy places the organism in Eukaryota, Viridiplantae, Streptophyta, Magnoliopsida, Brassicales, Caricaceae.